CACAGAUACAGAUACUGUAAGAUAAUGAAGCUUCGAAGAUCAGUGGCAAUGCUGCUGCUCCUUUUCUCCGCCUCAAAAUGAGUCACUAACCCAUAUGGUGUCAAUAACACUCUCGCCCGAACGACGAUAUGACUUUCCAGCUGCUGCCCCUUCCCGCCCCAGCUAGCGCAGAUACAUCCAAGCUCGCAGAUUUCGGACGGGAAGUCGUCGGAGUGAACCCCGGACGGCUGACGCCGGACCAGUUUGAAGCCGUCAGGGAGGCUCUGUAUAAGCAUGAUGUCCUCCUCUUCCGCGACGCGGUUGUGACCCCUGAAGAGCAAUACGCAUUGACCAAGGCUUUCGAUCCCACCUCGGAGAGCUACGGACACGGGAAUAACAAAACGGAGGGCACGAAGAAAUCCAUCCUCCACCCCGAUCUCAAGACCAUCCCGCGUGUGCCGCAAGUGCAGCUUAUCGGAAACGGCACGGUGUUCGACCACGAAGGUCUCAACGAGGCGAAGCUCAAGCACCCCCACCACAAAACGUUCCACAAAACGGUCGUCAGCGACGAGGAUGAGGCGGCCGGUGUCACCAGGUUCUACCGAUGGCACAUCGACGCGGCGCUGUACGACCUCUCGCCGCCCCAGGUCACGACCCUCUACGGACUCACGGUCCCUGCCGGCGAGCCUCAGACAUGCCGCUACGACGACGGCACGGGCGACGAGCUUGCUGUCCCGCUGGGCACGACGGCCUUCGUGUCGGGUCGCACGAUGUUUGAUAUCCUCCCUGCUGAGCUCAAGAGUCUGGCUGUCCGGACUCGCGUGCGGUACUCGCCCCACCCGUAUGUAUGGAUGGCCCCGGCGCAUGCGAUGUCGACCGGACUGGGAAUCGAAUCUGAGGGCUUGGAGAUGUCGCUGAAAGACCUACCUGCCUGGGACGAAGGUAAGGUCAAAGUGCUGCCGAUGCUCUGGAAGAAUCCCGUCACCGGCCAAUUGUCGUUCCAAGUCCAUCCAUGUGGUGUUGCCGAGCUUUUGAUCGAUGCGCUCCCCGCCGGGGCCUCUCGCGAAGGUGCACUGUACCCGGAUGGCGCUCAUCUCAAGGACUUGAAGGAGGUCCGCGGUCUGCUGUACAAGAUGCAGCGCCCUGCCAUCGCUCCUUCGCUUGUGUACCCUCAUGACUGGCGCGAGAACGACUUUGUCCUGUUCCACAAUCGCGGUGUCUUGCACUCGGUUGUGGGGGCGUUUGCCCCAGACCAAGUUCGCGCGUUUCAUCAGUGCAACCUGGCGGCAUCGGCGGAUCCUAUCGGUCCAAGCGAGCAGGAUGUCCAGAAAUGGGCUUGAAUUGCUGCUCUGGAUUCGCCAAGUACUCAUACAUAUUAAUAUUCGGUUUCUGUUAUGGUGUGAAAGCGCAUAGACUAGACACCCGGUCCGUUCAUUCUCUGUGCUGCCCAACGGACUACCAAGGAUCCGGUGGCGGAAACCAGAAAUGCAGAAUCAAACAACUUGC
This is a messenger RNA of Mycena citricolor, 1485 nucleotides long. The record is from the annotation of a GenBank genome assembly. Lineage: Eukaryota; Fungi; Basidiomycota; Agaricomycetes; Agaricales; Mycenaceae.